GCGGUUGGUGCAAAAAUACGCACCAAGUGGGACCUUCUAUACAGGGUUUUCCCGCACACGAUCCUUCCCUCAACCAACCUAUUACCACAAUUCAUUCCACAACAUCAAUAGUACCCAGCAUGGCGACGCUCAGCUCGAUCGACAAGCGCGACGCGAUCGUGUACAACUCGGCCAGUCGAGGCCUCCAAGCCGCGGCCGUUGCCGGUGUCACGGCCGGCGCACUCGUGGCACUGGCCAACCAGCAGUCGACGUGGUUUCGCCACCGCCUUGGCGUCAGCGGCAAGGUCGGGCUGGCCGUCAUGGCGUCGGUCGCUAGCUUCGCCAUCGUCGCCGAGCAAGACCUCUUGCGCGGCGUGCGCAACCCGGACGCAUAUAUUUCUGAAAUGCACGGCGAGAGUGCCCCGACCGCCAAGACGACGAGUGACCUGCCGCUGCUGCAGCGCACGGCCAACUUUGUGUACGACUACCCGUUCCGAACGCUCGUGGGCGCGGCGGUGCCGCUCGUCGGGUUCAUUUUUCUGGACCAGAACCGCAACGCCAACAUUCAAUUCUCGCAAAAGAUCAUGCACACGCGCAUUUACGGCCAAGGCGCGUCCGUGGUGCUGCUUCUGAGCACGAUGGCCUUUCACGACUACAUGGCCAAGCGCGGUCGGUUCCAGUAGUCCAUAAUUUUUUACUAGAUAUUUUAUAUCGCUGAAAUGGAUUAUCGCCG
Messenger RNA from Saprolegnia diclina VS20, 712 nucleotides. RefSeq lists its product as hypothetical. The record is from RefSeq and is a predicted model, not a curated record. The transcript has a single exon. Bases 120 to 662 code for a protein of 180 amino acids. NCBI's taxonomy places the organism in Eukaryota, Oomycota, Saprolegniomycetes, Saprolegniales, Saprolegniaceae.